Cokeromyces recurvatus is the source of this 2277-nucleotide messenger RNA. RefSeq names its product ribonucleoside-diphosphate reductase large chain. Gene Ontology annotation, molecular function: ATP binding; ribonucleoside-diphosphate reductase activity, thioredoxin disulfide as acceptor. Gene Ontology annotation, biological process: deoxyribonucleotide biosynthetic process; DNA replication. Bases 1 to 2277 code for a protein of 758 amino acids. The record is from RefSeq and is a predicted model, not a curated record. NCBI's taxonomy places the organism in Eukaryota, Fungi, Mucoromycota, Mucoromycetes, Mucorales, Mucoraceae. The transcript is spliced from 2 exons. Gene Ontology annotation, cellular component: ribonucleoside-diphosphate reductase complex.
AUGAAUUAUGUUGAUCCUGUCUCUGUUACCCAAAAGGUUAUUUCUGGUGUUUAUGAAGGCGUCACUACUAUAGAAUUAGAUAAUCUUGCUGCGGAGACUGCUGCUUAUAUGACUACUACUCAUCCUGAUUAUGCCAUUUUGGCUGCACGUAUUGCCAUUUCAAAUCUUCAUAAAGAAACUAAAAAAGUAUUCUCUCAAGUAAUUGAAGAUUUAUAUUCCUAUGUUGAUCCCAAAACAGAGAAGCGUGCAUCCAUGAUUGCAGAGAACAUCUACAAAAUUGUUAUGGCCAAUGCUGAUCGUCUUAAUUCUGCUAUUAUAUAUGAUCGUGACUUCAAUUACAACUUCUUUGGAUUUAAAACAUUGGAGCGUUCUUAUUUGCUUAAGAUUAAUGGUAAAGUUGCUGAAAGACCACAACAUUUGAUUAUGCGUGUAGCAGUUGGUAUUCAUGGUGAAGACAUUGAUGCUGCUAUUCAGACAUAUAAUUUGAUGUCUGAACGUUACUUUACACAUGCUAGUCCUACUCUUUUUAAUGCUGGUACACCUCGUCCUCAACUCUCUUCCUGCUUUUUAUUGACGAUGAAAGAUGAUUCUAUUGAAGGUAUAUAUGAGACUUUGAAGAUCUGUGCUCAAAUCUCUAAAUCAGCAGGUGGCAUUGGUUUGAAUAUUCAUAAUAUUCGUGCUUCUGGUUCAUAUAUUGCGGGUACCAAUGGUUAUUCUAAUGGUCUUUUACCAAUGCUACGUGUAUUUAAUAAUACUGCUCGUUACGUUGACCAAGGUGGUAAUAAGCGUCCUGGUGCCUUUGCGAUGUACCUUGAGCCCUGGCAUGCAGACAUUUUUACCUUUCUUGACCUUCGCAAAAACUUUGGUAAAGAUGAAAUUAGAGCUCGUGAUUUAUUCUAUGCUCUUUGGAUUCCUGAUUUGUUCAUGGAACGUGUGAGAGAUAAUCGUGACUGGUCUCUUUUCUGUCCUAAUGAAGCACCUGGACUGUGUGAUGUAUGGGGUGAAGAAUUUGUUCAGUUAUAUGAAAAGUAUGAACGUGAAGGUAAAGCUCGAGAGACAAUAAAAGCUCAAAAGCUUUGGUAUGCUAUUUUAGAAGCCCAGACUGAAACAGGUAAUCCCUUUAUGCUUUACAAGGAUGCGUGUAAUAGAAAGAGCAAUCAACAAAACUUGGGUAUCAUUAAAUGCAGUAAUCUUUGUACUGAGAUUGUGGAAUACUCUAGUCCUGAUGAAGUUGCUGUCUGUAAUUUGGCUUCACUUGCCUUACCCACUUUUGUGAUUAAUAGAGAAAGAUAUGACUUUCAAAAACUUCAUGACGUUGUAAAGGUCGUUACUAGAAAUUUGAACAAAAUUAUUGAAAUUAAUUACUAUCCUGUCAUUGAAGCAGAACGUUCUAACAAAAGACAUCGACCUAUUGGAUUAGGUGUCCAAGGUUUGGCUGAUGCUUUUAUGUUAAUGAAAUAUCCCUUUGAUUCUUCUGAAGCCAAAGCACUUAAUAUUCAAAUCUUUGAGACAAUUUAUCAUGCUGCAUUGGAAGCUUCUUGUGAGCUUGCACAAGAACUUGGUCCCUAUGAAACUUAUCCUGGAAGUCCUAUUUCAAAGGGUAUUUUACAGUUUGAUAUGUGGAAUGUGACGCCUACUUCUCUCUGGGAUUGGACAGGACUAAAAGAAAAGAUUGCUAAAUAUGGUGUUCGUAACUCAUUACUAGUUGCACCUAUGCCUACUGCAUCUACUUCUCAAAUUUUAGGGUUUAAUGAAUGUUUUGAGCCAUAUACCUCUAAUCUUUAUACACGUCGUGUAUUAGCUGGUGAAUUUCAAGUAGUAAAUCCUUGGUUAUUAAAAGACUUAGUAGAGAUGGGUUUAUGGAACGAAGAUGUUAAGAAUAUGAUUAUGUCUGAUGGUGGAUCUGUUCAAAAUAUUCCUGGCAUUCCUCAAAAAAUUAAGGAUUUGUAUAAGACCGUUUGGGAAAUUAGCCAACGUAAACUAUUAGACAUGGCUGCUGACCGUGGUGCAUUUAUUGACCAAAGUCAAAGUUUAAAUGUCUUUAUUGCUGAACCUAAUUUUGGUAAAUUGACAAGUAUGCAUUUUUAUGGGUGGCAAAAGGGGCUAAAAACAGGUAUGUACUAUUUGCGUACACGUCCUGCUGUAGAUGCUAUCAAAUUUACAGUUGAUCAACUUUCUUUACGUGAAUUUCGUAAAAAGAAAACUGAAGAAGAAAAUCAAGCAGAUAUGGUUUGUUCCAUUGAUAACAAAGAUGCUUGUGUUAGUUGUAGUGGUUAG